Molecule: messenger RNA, 1822 nt
Organism: Drosophila guanche
Lineage: Eukaryota; Metazoa; Arthropoda; Insecta; Diptera; Drosophilidae
Gene: Tailor
Product: terminal uridylyltransferase Tailor
Exons: 9
Coding region: 86-1702 (538 amino acids)
Biological process (GO): mitochondrial mRNA polyadenylation; mRNA 3'-end processing
Molecular function (GO): poly(A) RNA polymerase activity
Source: RefSeq, a predicted model, not a curated record
UGUGUGUAAUUUACGUGUCCGACGCCAUUGGCACUAGAGUUUGUUUUUAAAUUAUUAGUUAGGAACAAAUUGUAUUAGAGAGAAAAUGAGAAUCGAAGCAUCGGAGUUGUUUUGGUUGAAUAAGACUGUGUACAGCAAUGCCGAGAGGUUAUAUUACGAGGAGAGAUGUAUUCAUAUGAUCGAGCAGGUUCCCGCUGUCCGUUCGAGAAAGAGCAAAAAGAAGAUCAAGGCCAUGGCGGCCCGACAGAAUCCACAAAAUGUACCAUACUUAAAUCCCCUCACGCUGGAGGCCAACUUCUUUUUGGAAACCCUUGAGGAGGUGAGCCGCAACAACGAUGUCGAAUUGGAUCAACAUUUGGCAACGCUGCUGGAGCGCGUUAUGUUGGGCAUCGAAAAGUACUUGGACCGAAAGCCCACCUACAUAGUGCCUGGAGAAGGUGUGGUCUUUGUGCCUCCGCAGGAAUUGCAGAAAAUCAAACGCACAUUCAAUUGCACAGCGUGUGCCAACCAAAUGGUUGGCAAGCACAUUUCUAAGGUUGUGACGCAUUUGUCCGAAAAGCACCAGAGCCCGGAUAACGGAGUGCCUGCAGCGCAGCAGUGGAAGCAGAAUAGGAUACCGACCGAGGGGGCCCCACGCAAUCGAUUGAUAGACGUUCUGCCCAAGAAAGCCAAAGCCUUGGUUAUGUCCGAUCUCACAAAAAUUUUCAAGGAGAGAUAUGGUGUGGCCGACAAGCUGAAAGUGAUACCUGAAUACGAUUUAAUCGAGGAGGAUCUAAUAAAGGUGCUGACACCCGUGUUUCCAAAUAGCGCGAUGCGCAUUUACAAGUUCGGCUCACGCAUAACUGGCAUUGGCACACGCUGUUCCGAUCUGGAUAUAUUUGUGGAUAUUGGGAACACAUUCGACACAUUUGAACAUCGCGCCUCCAAGGACACGUUGGGCAAGCUGCGGGCCAUGCGUCCAGUGUUUUGUUCCAGCAACAAGUGGCGCAUCGUCAAUGUCAUCGAGCAGGCGCGCGUUCCAAUCAUCAAGCUCUCCCAUCUGUUGACCGGCAUAGAGUGUGACAUAUGCCUGAAUAGCCUGGGCUUCUGCAACUCGAACCUAUUAAAGUACAUAUUCGAGACGCAGCCUUUGGCUCAAUACAUGUGCAUAUAUGCAAAAAACUGGCUAGAACGCUGCAAGCUGACAGACAUCUCCACUUACAGCAUUGUUUUGAUGGUGAUAUAUUUCAUGCAGCUGCAUGGCUUGCUGCCCUCGGUUUUUUCCUUGCAACAUGAACAGCCGUUGAAUCAGUUUGUUGGACCUUGGAUUGUCAACUUUGGUCAGAAAACUUUGCAGGAUCUGCGUCUGCCGGAAGCCGAUACGGAUGUGCAGACAGUUCGGAACCUUUUGAGGUCAUUCUUCACCUUCUAUUCCACAUUUGAUUACGAGCGUUUCUUGGUGUGUCCAUACUUUGGUAGCCGUGAUAUCCAAAUUCAGCAUGUUGAGAAGCUAAUGCCAAACCGUUUUACUCAAUACAUCAGGGAUAAUCCCGAGUGUACAUUGCAAUUGCGAAAGCCAAUGGUUGUCCAGGAUCCCAUGCAGUUGAAUCAUAAUGUAACGAAGGCGGUAACACGAUAUGCACUGCAGACGUUUAUAGAUUAUUGCCAGCAGACGGCAUCUCUAAUGGGUGAGCCAUCGACCAACUGGCGACAGCGCACAUAAACAUAGACACAAAAGUAAACAAAACACAGAAUUCUCCUAAAUUCUGCUAUCUGCUCUUAGUUUCGAAUUGAUGUUUAUCAGAGUUUUCUUUUUGUAAAUAAAUCGGAUAUUUUUGCAACG